This is a messenger RNA of Effrenium voratum, 1098 nucleotides long. The record is from the annotation of a GenBank genome assembly. Lineage: Eukaryota; Dinophyceae; Suessiales; Symbiodiniaceae.
AUGGCGACUUUUGAGCAGCUGGUGCAUCCUGGCUUGGCUGCGGGGCUGAGGGAGCUGAAAAUCGUGGCGCCCAACAGCAUCCAACAAAAUGCCAUCCCGUUGGGCCUUUCGGGGCGAGAUGUGCUGGUUUGCGCACAGACCGGCUCCGGCAAGACUCUGACCUUCCUCCUGCCCAUCCUGCAACGUUUGGAUUCCAGUGAUCAACAGGCCGCCGUUCUGGCGCCAACUGAACAGCUGGCACACCAAGUGGCAUCAGUGGCGCGGCAUUUGGCCAAGUACCUGAAGCGGCCCAUAGAUGUGGCGGAAGAUGGCCCAGGCGAGCGCAAGCUGUUUGUGGGCACGCCUGACAAGUUGGCGCGAGCGGAGCUGGGACAUCUCACGAUCCUGGCCAUUGAUGAGGCGGAUCUGCUGCUUUGCGCGGGUGGCUUGGAAGCCCAGCGAUUGGCCAUCGAAGAAGUCUUGCAGACCUUGGAGCCCCGCGCCGCCACGGGCGCUCUGCAGCUGUAUUUGGCUAUGGCGCACCUUACGGAGCAAAGGGAGGAGGAGCUUCUGAAGCGAUUUCCCCACGUCCAGCAGGUGGGCCACGUGGGCGUCAUGGUGCCGACUCUGCGCCAGUGCUUUCACUACUUCCGGGGGGACAAGGAUGCCAAGCUCCUCUUCGUGUUGUCGGAGUUUGAAGCGGAUGACAUUUUGCCCCCGGAAGGCGCGACCAUGAUCUUUUGCGCGUGCAGCGGUGCCUGCGAGCGGCUCAAGGCCCUCCUCGAAGUGGAAAAGCCUGCCUAUCAGACACUGACGCUGCACGAGGAGAGUCCCUUGGAGACCCGCGGCGCUGUUGCCCAGUGCUUCCGUGAAGGGAAUUCCCGGGUCCUCCUUACCACCGACAUGGCCGCCCGAGGCUUGGACUUCCCCCGGCUGCGGCACGUGGUGCUCUUCGAUCCCCCGCAAGACGCCACCGCCUUCGUGCACUCGGCGGGGCGCACGGCGCGCAGGGGCCAGGAAGGCCUGGUGACCUGUCUGGUGGAGGCGUCCCAGGCAACCAAGUGCCACUUCGAUGGGAAGAUCGUGCACGCCUUGAAGGCCUCGUCAGAAGGGGAAUAA